AUGUCCGGAAACGAGACUGGCGUGGUCAACGAUGCGAUUGUCGCACGAGCGUCGUUGGAUCACGCUCAUAGAAACGUCGAGCCAAGACCGCCGCCCAGCGUAUCGGGCCACUCGAAUGAUGCCAAACAAUUCAAUGUCGAUGUAGAGUCGGUAGGCGAACGAUCUACCUGUGUCGUCGAGCGCGAGACCUACCCACAGCCGACCGAAGGAGAAUCGCGAACACUUCGAAAGGUUGCCGAUGCAAUUCCCAGUACGGCGUAUCUGCUUUGCUUUGUCGAGUUCGCAGAACGUGCAUCUUACUAUGGCGCCAAGGCAGUCUUCUCCAACUUCAUGCAAUUCCCUCUUCCCGAAGGUGGCAACGGCGCUGGAGCUCCAGCGAAAGGCACGCAAGACACAGCUGGUGCCUUGGGUAAGGGAUUGCAGUUCUCGAACGCCUUUGUCCUUCUCUUCCUCUUUCUGGCCUAUAUCAUCCCAAUCGGCGGUGGUUGGAUCGCAGAUACCAAGCUCGGACGAUUCAAAACGAUUGCUCUUGGCGUGCUGAUCUGCGGUGUCAGUCACAUCAUUGAGAUCUUUGGCGCAAUCCCCUCCGUGCUCCAGGCCGGCAAUGGUAUUGCUCCCUUCCUGAUUUCGCUCUUUCUUCUGGCACUAGGAGCUGGUCUAUUCAAGCCAAAUGUGAUACCUACAGUCCUGGAUCAGUAUCGCCAUCAGAAGUCUUACGUCAAGGAACUUCCAUCAGGCGAAAGGCUGGUGGUUGACCCGGAGUCAACGAUCCAGCGCAUCAUGCUGAUCUUCUACGCAUUCAUCAACAUCGGCGCGUUCUUCGUGCUCGCAACAACAUACGCAGAGAAGUACAUCGGCUUCUGGCUGGCCUUCCCAUUACCAGGAAUCAUCUACUUCUCACUACCCGCUCUCCUCUGGUACCUGCAGAACAAGCUGGUCAAGUACCCACCAGACGGCUCCACUCUCAACAACGUGUGGAAGAUCACGACCAUUGCAUUGAAGCACAAUCAGGGUACAUUCUGGAAGAAAGGUUUCUGGGAGUCCGCCAAGCCUAGUGUAUUGGCCGAGAAGGGUGUAACCGCAUUCAACCAGAAGCCCAUCUCCUGGACCGACAAGGACGUCGAAGAUGUCCGACGUACUCUCGCAGCCUGCGCCAUCUUCCUCUACUUCCCCAUCUACGUCCUGAACGACGGCGGCGUAGGCUCCGUCUCAGCCUCUCAAGCCUCCACCCUAACAAUCAACGGCGCACCAAACUAUCUCCUCGGCAACUUCAACCCCCUAACAAUCAUAAUCUUCGUCCCCAUCCUCUCACACAUAAUCUACCCAACCCUCCGCCGCUUCGGCAUAACCUUCGGCCGCAUCUCGCGCAUAACCUUCGGCUUCAGCCUCGCGACCCUCUCCGGCGCAAUCGGCGCCAUAAUCCAAUACUACAUCUACAAGACCUCGCCCUGCGGCCACUACGCCACCACCUGCGACACCGUCUCCCCCAUCAGCGUCUGGGUCCAAAUCCCCAUCUUCGUCCUCGCCGCUACACCCGAGUGUUUCUGCAACGUUACCGCCUAUGAAUUGGCUUAUGCGCGGAGUCCGCCGGGGAUGAAGAGUCUGGUGGUUUCUUUGUUCCUAGCGAGUUCGGCGUUGAGUUAUGCGCUCGGGGAGGUUCUAAGUCCUGUGACGAAGGAUCCUUAUUUGGUGUGGAUCUGGGCGGGGCCGGCGAUUGCGUUGGCAGUGCAGACGGUGGUGUUUUGGGUGAGGUAUAGGCAUAUGAAUGAGGAUGAGUUUAUGACGCAUGAGGAGCCGGCGGUGGUGGAGGGCGGGGAGAAGGGAAGUGGGGACGGGGUGGUGGUUAAGGGCGAGAAGGAGCUGUAG
This is a messenger RNA of Fulvia fulva, 1866 nucleotides long. Its product is annotated as MFS-type transporter ucsM. NCBI's taxonomy places the organism in Eukaryota, Fungi, Ascomycota, Dothideomycetes, Mycosphaerellales, Mycosphaerellaceae. Bases 1 to 1866 code for a protein of 621 amino acids. Gene Ontology annotation, biological process: transmembrane transport. Gene Ontology annotation, molecular function: dipeptide transmembrane transporter activity. Gene Ontology annotation, cellular component: membrane. The transcript is spliced from 4 exons. The record is from RefSeq and is a predicted model, not a curated record.